Messenger RNA from Drosophila ananassae, 2710 nucleotides. Its product is annotated as UDP-glucosyltransferase 2. The transcript has 2 exons. Bases 108 to 1769 code for a protein of 553 amino acids. Gene Ontology annotation, molecular function: UDP-glycosyltransferase activity. Lineage: Eukaryota; Metazoa; Arthropoda; Insecta; Diptera; Drosophilidae. The record is from RefSeq and is a predicted model, not a curated record.
CGAGUCCUCUGAGAUUAAACAAUACAUUUAAAACCGAUAAGACAAGCGUUAUCAUUACGUGAGUCUACAAAGGUUUUUCCAAUUGUUUGGAGCAUGGCACUAUCAUAAUGUUUCGGAGGAAUGAAAUGUUUAUUCAGUUUAGUUUCAACUGCCGACUCGUCACCAUGACUAUUAAUCCGUGUCAGCUCUUGAUUUUGAUUCUGGCCUUUACGGGGUCUAUGAAUGGCAUUCAAAGUGCCAAUAUACUGGGCCUCUUUACGAGCCUAAGUCCUUCGCAUUUGAUUAUACAAAUGUCAACGGCCAAGAUCCUGGCCGAAAGGGGACACAAUGUGACUGUGGUUACGGUCCUUAAGCCGUUGGUCACACACAAGGACAUUAAUCUAAUCCAGGUGCCACUGAGUACCGAGGAUGCCCAGCGGCACAGUGAAAUAAUUGGAUCAAUGUCCAAGAACGACAAUAGCAAUAUUAUAGUAUCCUUGUUCGGGAUGUUAAAACGCACGGGCUUUAUGUUCAGGAAAAUGGUGGUCGCUUUAAAGGAUCCACGUGUCCGCGAUUUGUAUCUUAACAAUGGCAAUAAGUUUGACCUCGUCGUUGGCGGCUACUUCAUGAAUGAAUACCAACUGGGAUUCGCCAGAAAAGUGAAAGCUCCCAUUGUACUCGUUGCCCUGAUGCCGCCAAAUCAGAUGAUAGGUUCUCUGAUAGGUAAUCCGUUGGAAGGAUCGUUUUUAUCUGCCGACAAGGACGCUGGGAAAAAGGAUCAGGGCACAUCAUUCCGGCAACGACUGACCAACUACUUCUACAGUCAAUUCUUUAAGCUUUUCAAUUACCUUUCCGAAAGGCGGAAUAUAGACUUUUACAACGAACUCUUUGCCGAGGAUCCUUCUAUGCCCCCAUUCCACGACAUGGUCAAGAAUGUUUCUCUGAUUUUCUUUGCUUCCCAUGGACCGAGUGAAGGACCUAUCCGAGCUCUGGUUCCGGCGGCCAUCGAAAUUGGUGGUAUUCACAUCAAGGAUAAACCAGAUCCUCUUCCAAAGGACUUAUCAAGCUUCCUGGGCAACGCGACGGAUGGAGCCAUCCUCCUGAGUCUUGGCUCCAAUGUUAAAAGCAGCCAUGUCAAGCCCGAGACUGUCAAGAAAAUGUUUAAUGUCCUUUCAAAGCUAAAGCAAAGGGUCAUAUGGAAGUGGGAGGACCUGGAGAAGACACCAGGCAAGUCGGACAACAUUCUAUACUCCAAGUGGCUGCCACAGGACGAUGUCCUGGCUCAUCCAAACACCAAACUGUUUAUAAAUCACGCCGGCAAGGGCGGCAUUACCGAGGCGGCGUAUCACGGGAAACCCAUGUUGGCGCUACCUAUUUUCGGUGACCAGCCGGGUAAUGCCAUCUCCAUGGUCCAAAAAGGUUUCGGUCUUACCCAGAGCCUCCUCACCCUGGAGGAGCAGCCCUUCCUCGAGGCUAUUCAGGAUAUAUUGACGAAUCCCCAGUACACCGAAAAGGUAUCGUCUUACUCCUCCCUCUACCGUGAUCGGCCAAUAACUGCUCGGAAAUCUCUAAUUUACUGGACGGAGUAUGUGAUUCGCCAUCACGGAGCUGCCCACCUGCAGAGUCCGUUGGUGCACAUGAACUCUAUAGCCGCCAACAACUUGGACGUUUAUGUCCUGAUUUUUGUCAGUUUAGCUGCUGUUAUACUUCUACUAAAAAUAGUUUUUAAAUUUAUUAUCAAAACUAUUGCCUCAAAAUCAAAAAAAGGCAAAAAGCAGAAAAAACACUAGAACUAUAUGAAUUUUUAGAAAUAAGUAGAGAAUUUAAAAGUAAUCUUUUGAAUAAAAAAUAUUUCAUAACAAAGCAAACCUUAUCACCGCAGGUUAAAUAAUCAUUGAUGUUUCCUCUUUUAAAAAAAAAAUCAACUUAUCAGUUCAUUGCAUUUUGUAAAAAGCAAAACAGUUUAUUUCUACGGUGUGUGAUGUGAACAAGUAAUUUACGGAAUAUUCUUUUUAAUAUGUACAAGCUGGCACUCGUUUUUCUGUUCACAAUACAUUUAAUUACACUUUCUGCGGAGGAAUGCGAAUUGGAAAGUGACGAUAGUCUAUGGGAGGAUCCGAAUGUUGCCUGCAGCUCCUUCUGCUUCAAGGCCUUAAAGCCUAUGCUUCGAUAUGUGGCAGACAAUCAUAAGAAGUGGAACGACAAUGAGGGCGAACUUCAGGCCAAAAUAGAGGCGAUGGAUACCAAACUAUCGUCUUUUCUGAGUUCUCAAAAAAAGCAUGAAGAAAAAAUUGAUAAUUUGGAAAACCUACUCAAAAAAGCUAUAAUAAAAAGUGAAGAAAAUAUCAAAAAGGAAGAACCAUUAACAGAAGUAAAGAGUAACACGAUUAACGAAACAACUUCCCAGAGGAUCGGAUCAAAAAAUUCAUAUUUCGAGGAAAAAAUUAGACUGACUUGGCAGGAAGCAUCAAAAUCCUGCCAUUCGAAGGGUAGUACUCUGCUAACUCUCGAAACCAAGGAGGAACUGCAACAUAUAUUUCCGAAAAUAAAGUCAAUGGAGUACUGGAUCGGAUUGAAUAAAAACGAACAAAAUAUCCUUUGCGCUAGCCUAACAAAAUAUGGACGUCUUCCCAUUCGAUUGAGUUCAAUCUGCGCAGAAAAACACUUUUUUAUUUGUCAAGAUACCAUUACAUAAUAAAUCAAACCACCAAUAAAAAUAAAUGUAAUUUAA